AUGAAGAUCAAGGCCCUCAGUCGCUCCGUCUCAGCGCAACAGGCUGCUGGCACAGAUGUUACCAAGCAACCUCGCAACCUCGAUUCCGCUCUCCACCCUUUCGAACGCGCACGAGAGUAUCAGCGAGCCCUCAAUGCUGUUAAGCUCGAGCGAAUGCAUGCGAAGCCUUUCGUCGGCCAGCUAGGAAACGGUCACGUUGACGGUGUCUACUCUAUCGCCAAGGACCCCAACUCUCUUGAGCACUUUGCGAGUGGCAGUGGUGAUGGUAUUGUCAAAGUGUGGGAUCUUGCCGACCGAGAUGAGAUAUGGCACGCCUCAGCGCAUGAGAACAUCGUCAAGGGAAUGGAAUGGACUCGCGAUCAAAAGCUUUUGACCUGUGCCGCCGACAGAACCGUUAAGCUCUUCGAUCCCUACAACACGCCUAGCGAUUCGGCUCCUAUCAGCUCAUGGCUUGGAUCUGGCGCAUUUACCAGUCUGUCGCAUCACCGUUCCAAGAACUCAUUUGCCGCUGCUUCGAGCGUUCUCAACAUUUACGAUCUCGAGCGACACACUGCCGCCCCUGAGGUUCUCAGGUGGCCUACGUCAGUGGACACCAUCACCGAUGUUGCCUUCAACCAGGUCGAGACAUCAAUCUUGGGAUCUACCUCCAACGAUCGCUCUAUUGUGAUUUACGACCUCCGCACCUCCACCCCCGUCACGAAGACCGUCCUCAAGUUCGCCAGCAACCGUCUCGCUUGGUCGCCUAUGGAGGCCUUCAACUUGGCCGCUGCCUCUGAGGACCACAACGUCUACCUCUUCGACAUGCGCAAGUUCGACCGCGCCCUCAACGUUCUCAAGGACCACGUCGCUGCCGUCAUGGAUGUCGAGUGGUCCCCCACUGGCGAAGAGCUUGUAUCUGCCUCUUGGGACCGAACCGUCCGUCUCUGGAACCGCGACCGCGGUCACUCUCGAGAUGUCUACCAUACCAAGCGAAUGCAGCGUGUCACAGCUGCCCGCUGGACCCCUGAUGCCCGCUACGUUCUCUCAGGCUCCGACGACGGCAACGUGCGACUAUGGCGCUCUAACGCCUCACGUCGCGAGGGUGUCAAGUCUGCUCGCCACCGCCAGGCUCUCGAGUACAACAAUGCUCUUAUCGAGCGAUACCAGCACAUGCCUGAAGUCCGUCGCAUUCACCGUCACCGUCAUGUGCCCAAAGUGCUUAAGAAGGCUGGCGAGAUCAAGGCUGAGGAGCUUAAGAGCAUCAAGCGUCGUGAGGAGAAUGAGCGUCGCCAUACUAAGAAGCAGUUUGAGAGGCGUCGGGGUGAGAGAGAGAAGAUGAUUUUGGCAACAGAGAAGUAA
Messenger RNA from Fusarium coffeatum, 1338 nucleotides. RefSeq lists its product as uncharacterized. Gene Ontology annotation, molecular function: protein binding. The transcript has a single exon. The coding region runs from base 1 to 1338 and encodes 445 amino acids. Gene Ontology annotation, cellular component: small-subunit processome; nucleolus. Lineage: Eukaryota; Fungi; Ascomycota; Sordariomycetes; Hypocreales; Nectriaceae. Gene Ontology annotation, biological process: maturation of SSU-rRNA from tricistronic rRNA transcript (SSU-rRNA, 5.8S rRNA, LSU-rRNA). The record is from RefSeq and is a predicted model, not a curated record.